Aureobasidium vineae is the source of this 2979-nucleotide messenger RNA. Lineage: Eukaryota; Fungi; Ascomycota; Dothideomycetes; Dothideales; Saccotheciaceae. The record is from the annotation of a GenBank genome assembly.
AUGGCGACCUUCCUCGAUAAUGCAUACAGCUUGGUGCACCAAGACAACACGGCCGACCAGCCGUCGUUGCAGGACCUCAAGAACCAACUGGAAAAGGGUACCGACGAGUCCAAGCAAGAGACGAUGAAGCGCAUCUUGACAAUCAUGCUCAACGGCGACCCAAUGCCUCAACUCCUAAUGCACAUCAUCCGUUUCGUCAUGCCGUCCAAGAGCAAGGCCCUGAAGAAGCUGCUAUACAUGUACUACGAGGUCUGCCCCAAGCAUGAUGCUGGCGGCAAGUUGAAGCAAGAAAUGAUUCUGGUCUGUAACGGUAUCCGUAUGGACUUGCAGCACGCCAACGAGUACAUCCGCGGCAACACUCUCCGUUUCCUCUGCAAGCUUCGCGACGCCGAACUCAUCGAGCCCCUUCUUGCGCCUGCACGCCAAUGUCUCGAACACCGCCAUUCAUACGUCCGCAAGAACGCUGUCUUCGCCAUUGCUUCCAUCUACCAACACAACGAGGCUCUCAUGCCCGAUGCUCCCGAGCUUCUCCAGGCCUUCCUCGAGUCAGAAAGUGACGCUACCUGCAAGAGAAAUGCUUUUGCUGCUCUGAUCUCCAUCAGCCACGACCAGGCUCUUGAGUACCUGAGCUCCGUCUUUGAGGGUAUCCCCAACGCCGACGAACUGCUCCAGCUUGUUGAGCUCGAAUUCAUCCGCAAGGACGCAGUCACAAACUCGCAGAACAAGGUCAGCCUGCGCCACAGCACCAACCACUUAGCUUCUCUGACCGUGACUAGNGCACGCUAUCUUCGUUUGAUCUUCGAUCUUCUCGAGGCCAAGGAGUCUACCGUCGUCUACGAGGCCGCAUUCUCGCUCACAGCUCUCACAAGCAACCCUGUCGCAGUGAAGGCAGCCGCUGCCAAGUUCAUCGAAUUGGCCAUCAAAGAGUCGGACAACAACGUGAAGCUGAUUGUCCUCGAGAAGGUCAACCAGCUGCGUCGCGUUAACGAAGGCAUUCUCGAUGACUUGACCAUGGAGGUUCUGCGCGUCUUGUCUAGUCCCGAUCUUGAUGUCCGUAGAAAGGCUCUCAGCAUCGCCAUGGACAUGGUCUCGAGCAAGAACGUCGAGGAAGUUGUUUUGCUUUUGAAGAAAGAGCUGUCCAAGACUGUGGACGAGCAGUACGAGAAGGUUUGUGGCUCAAAACUGCUCCGGGAGCGCAACACUGACAGGCUUUCCAGNAACAACGAGUAUCGUUCUCUGCUCAUCCACUCCAUUCACCAGUGCGCCAUUAAAUUCUCCGAGGUCGCAGCCAGUGUUGUUGGUUUGUUGAUGGACUUUAUUGCUGACUUCAAUAACGCAUCUGCCGUCGAUGUCAUUCAGUUCGUCAAAGAGGUUGUCGAGAAGUUCCCCAAACUCAGAGCGACAAUUGUUGGACGCCUUGUAUCGACCCUCAGCGAGGUCCGUGCUGGAAAGGUUUACCGUGGCUCUCUUUGGAUCAUUGGAGAAUACUCUCUGGAAGCCAACGAUAUCCGUGAAGCCUGGAAGCACAUCCGUGCCAGUUUGGGAGAGAUUCCUAUCCUUGCUUCUGAACAACGUCUUCUCGAGGAACAGCCCGACGGCGAGCCGAACUUGAACGACCAGGUCAACGGAAACGCAAAGGCCGCCCCAACAGGUUCACGAAAGGUUCUUGCCGAUGGUACAUACGCUACUGAGAGUGCUCUUACUAGUCAGUCUGCUGUUAAGGCCAAGCUGGAAGCUGUCAAGGCUGCACAAAAGCCUCCAUUGAGACAGCUGAUCCUCGAUGGCGACUACUACCUUGCCAGUGUUCUUGCGUCUACUUUGACCAAGCUUGUGAUGCGCCACAGCGAGAUCUCGGACGACCAAGCUAGAACAAAUGCUCUCCGUGCUGAGGCUAUGCUCAUCAUGAUUUCCAUCAUUCGUGUUGGACAAUCGCAAUUCGUCAAACACCCCAUCGAUGAGGAUUCUAUCGACCGCAUCAUGUCCUGUGUGAGAUCGUUGGCAGAGUUCGCUCAGAAGCGUGAGCUCGAAAACGCCUUCCUCGAUGACACCCGAAAAGCGUUCAGAGACAUGGUCAAUGUUGAAGAGAAGAAGCGCGCUGAGAAAGACGCACUUAGCAAAGCCAAGAACGCAAUCCAGGUUGACGAUGUGGUUUCCAUCCGCCAGCUUAGCAAGAAGAACGCCGUGGAUGGCGCUGAUGAGAUUCAACUCGAUUUGGAGAAGGCCACUGGUGGUGACUCUGCAACGGAAGACCUCAGCUCUAAACUCAGCCGUGUCGUGCAGCUUACCGGUUUCUCCGACCCCGUGUACGCCGAGGCAUACGUUCAGGUUCACCAAUUCGACAUCAUCCUCGAUGUCUUGCUUGUCAACCAAACUCAGGAUACUCUGCAAAACUUGUCGGUAGAGUUCGCUACUCUUGGUGACCUCAAGGUUGUUGAGAGACCUACGACGCAAAAUCUGUCGCCAUUGGACUUCCUUAACGUUCAGGCUACGAUCAAGGUGUCUUCCACUGACACCGGCGUCAUCUUCGGAAACGUUGUGUAUGAGGGCGCUUCGUCGACAGAUCAGAACGUUGUCAUCCUGAAUGAUGUUCACGUCGACAUUAUGGACUACAUCCAACCAGCACAGUGCACCGAGACACAAUUCAGAACCAUGUGGACCGAAUUCGAGUGGGAGAAUAAGGUCAACAUCAGCACCAAGAUGCCGGCUGGCAAGGGUCUGCGUGACUUCUUGAAGGGGCUGAUGAAGGUCACAAACAUGAGCUGUCUAACACCGGAUGCCAGUCUUAGUGGAGACUGUCAAUUCUUGAGUGCCAACCUAUAUGCCAGAAGUGUAUUCGGUGAGGAUGCUUUGGCCAACCUCAGUGUCGAGCAAGAAGAUGGCACUGUCACUGGUUUCGUACGGAUAAGAAGCAGAUCGCAGGGACUGGCUCUCAGUCUCGGCUCACUCAAAGGCCUGAACAAGAUUGGCGACUAUGUUUGA